AUGAAGACGUUGACACCUUGGCAGCAAGUUCUCUAUCGGCUCGUUCAGCUGAUCGCCUCGUGGUUCCCAGAUCCCGCGGAACGUUCCAUUUACCAAGAUGCUGCAAUUGACUUCCGCAUUCCGUACUGGGACUGGGCCACACCGCCGCCACCUGGAGAGAUGGUCUACUUAUCGGAGUUCGCAGAGCCGGGGAUCCAAGUGUACGGCCCCAGAGGAUGGCAGUUCAUCGCGAACCCGCUGCAUAGUUACAAAUUCCGGCCGCUUGACCCAGAAGUAUUUUCCGAAGGCGAUUUUCCGCGUUGGACAGAGACGAUGCGAGCGCCCUUCGAGACAUCAGACAACCAGAGCAUUGCGCACGCAGUCGAGCAUGCCAGACCAGCGCUUCAGCAACGUCUCUACACGCUCUUAUCGAACUAUAAGGACUAUGGACCCUUCAGCAACAAGUACUGGGGCAUAGCAACAAAUCAGUCUCAAUACGACUCCAUAGAGUCACUCCACGACGCCAUGCAUGUUCUGGUUGGUAACCGCGGCCAUCUCUUCUAUAUCCAGUACUCGGCGUUCGAUCCCGUCUUCUUUCUGCACCAUACUAUGGCCGACAGAAUUGUUGCGAUGUGGCAAGUCCUGUACCCAAUGUCUUGGGUGUCCGCUCAAGUCGCCGCGGAACACUCUUUCACGAUGCCACCAGGAUACGCCCAAGACGCGUUUACAGAACUCAAGCCAUUCUAUGCAGACGUCAACGGCACUUUCUGGAAUUCAGCAAUGGCAAGGGACACCUCGGCCUUCGGGUACUCGUACGCCGAGACUAGCGCCAGCCCAGGGAGUAACCUGGCCGAGAACCAGGCGCGUCUCAUAGCAACCAUCAACCGGCUCUAUGGGCCUUCCAGCUCCUCUCACCCAGCCCGGAAGAGAAGGAGAACGGCAACAGGAAGAGAUCCGGGCGCCCGUGACCAGGUUACAAAAGGGACGAUUUCCAGCAAGAAGGUGAUGGAUUUUUCCCACGACGUAGACUUCGUUUCCAAAGUAGUUACGGAAGCCACCAUGUACACCGAAUGGGUUGCCAACGUACACGUCCAGAAUGGGGCGCUGAACGGCUCGUUUACCGUUCAUUUCUUUCUUGGCGAAGUGCCCGAAGACACAACUUCCUGGUUGGCUGCACCAAAUUUGGUGGGAUCGAUGCCAGUAUUCGCAAUGAAAAACAUGGGUUCGGGUAACCAUAUUUCGGGGACUGUCCCUCUGACGUCUGCUUUAAUGCAUUUGGUGUUGGCAGAAGUCAUCUCCGGGCUUGAUUCCAAGGAGACCGAGCCUUACCUUGAGGAGAACCUCAGAGUCCGCGUCAUCGGAGAAGAUGGAGCGGAGAUACCCGUGGACACCAUCAACAGCUUACACAUUCAAGUCGCAAGCUCACAUGUUCGGGCAGCCAGGAGCGAAUGGGAGCUUCCAAGUUGGGGUACCGUAGUGGAGAGGUUCGUGAUGCGCCACGGUUGA
Molecule: messenger RNA, 1485 nt
Organism: Colletotrichum destructivum
Lineage: Eukaryota; Fungi; Ascomycota; Sordariomycetes; Glomerellales; Glomerellaceae
Product: Putative tyrosinase copper-binding domain, di-copper centre-containing domain superfamily
Exons: 2
Coding region: 1-1485 (494 amino acids)
Molecular function (GO): oxidoreductase activity
Source: RefSeq, a predicted model, not a curated record